Huiozyma naganishii CBS 8797 is the source of this 1515-nucleotide messenger RNA. RefSeq names its product Mrx16p (gene MRX16). NCBI's taxonomy places the organism in Eukaryota, Fungi, Ascomycota, Saccharomycetes, Saccharomycetales, Saccharomycetaceae. The record is from RefSeq and is a predicted model, not a curated record. The transcript has a single exon. Bases 1 to 1515 code for a protein of 504 amino acids. Gene Ontology annotation, molecular function: protein binding.
AUGACCUCCCCGCUUAUUAUAGACGGGCAUUUCGACCCGAACAUCCCACAGCUGCUACCACAUGACAAAAUGUACAACAUUCAGAUCGGGACACGGCUGUUCAGGAUCAGCGGUGCGUCAUUAAGCUCAGAUGGACCAAGUUACUUCACUACCCACUUCAGCAAGGCAACAAGCAAGUCUGCCUCGAACUCACCCUCCACUGGCGCCAGUGCUAACGCAUACUCUCCGAACGGGACCCUGUCGACCACCUCCAGGGACGUGCUGUUUAUAGAUAGGUCCGCCGAGAUCUUCGAGCACAUAUACAGGCAUCUCCAGGGGUACUUCAUAGACUUGAAGGACGAGGUGCAGUACACGAUGCUUAUAGCAGACGCCGUCUACUACAAUUUACCCCGUCUCAAGGCGCUGCUGCGUGACACGGAUUUCUACUACUCGAGGAUCGGGGACAAGUCGUUCAGAAUCCCAAAGAGAUUGCUGGCACAACCUGGGGACCAAAACAAUUUCUUCCAAAUGACAGCAGAGACACUGUACGUGGACGUCGAGAACUUGAUCAUCCAGAAGAAACUGCUGAGACCACCACCGCACUCGUACUCGUACGUGUCCAGGUCACCAAAACUGUUCAAUAUGCUACUCGAUUUACUCAAUGGUGGUAGCUUCGCGCUAAACAGGGAGACCAGGGAGACUCUUAUCAGAGAGUGUAGGUACUACAGGUUUCUGAACUUGGAACAGAGACUCAUCAAUUGCAAGACUAGCUUCAACCCAGUGACUGGACGGGAGGAGAUCCUCAUGCAAUUGCAAGAUAUCACAAAGAGGGGGGUUGUUGUGCCGCAGUUCUACUCGAACGAUAUCGCGAAACCAUCGUUCGUAGCAAGCGGGAUCGACUCGACUCUGACGUCAUUCCAAUUCGAUACACCAACUAACAAAAAUGAUGACUUGCUCUCACUGAUAUCGACCGAUUUCACAGCGGCUCCGAUCCUCAAAAAACAUAAAGUCGUCCCCGUGAGCUUCCCCUUGAGGAUACUACAGUACAAGAGACCCUACGUGGAUCAAACCCCUCGAGAACUGAGCUUCCAAAUCGAGUCCAAUCACAUAUCGCUGAUUUUCAACAGGAACACACGGUCCGUUCACGUAGAUAUCGCGGGGCCGCUGGUCGGCAAAAUGGAGACACUGUUCCAAAGCACUUUGGUCACCGACUGCAACGUAAACUUCAACACUUUCAAACAAAGAGCCCCCGAUGACGAACCACACUUGCUGUUCCCGGCGUGUCUGACCGUGUGCGACAUCAUGCUCAACGAGACAAAGUACGACGACAUAAACGUCCUGUUCGACCAAGCGAGGGACCAAGUCAACGACCCGAACAACUACGCAGAGAUGGUCUCUGGGUUGCGGCUCUUCUUGACCAACUCGAUCUGGAAACUGGGCGUCGAACCUAACGACCAGAACGUCGUUCUCAUCGGUGUGAAAUUGGACGCAUUCGCAGACUUGAAACAGUACAACCGGGAAGUCCAGUUUCUGUGA